Pelobates cultripes (western spadefoot toad) is the source of this 14456-nucleotide messenger RNA. Lineage: Eukaryota; Metazoa; Chordata; Amphibia; Anura; Pelobatidae. The record is from the annotation of a GenBank genome assembly.
UCAAAGUUCACUAUAUACAGCUAUUCGCAGAUCCCCCUCUCAGCAACAUUGCUCUGCAAGUCUCCUCGUUUAAGCGCAUUUAUUUUUUUUCACUGGGUCUUUCUCUCCCAUUCUCUCCCAUUCUCUAACACUCUCUGUGUUUUAUUGCAUAUUCUAUUAGGUGGAUUUUUUUUUAUUUUUUGGGUCUUUGGAUUUUUUUUGAAUUUUUUUUUUUUCCUUUUCCAGCCCAUUGCUUCUUUAUAGACAAUUCCAGCAGAGGACCAUCCACACUACCACUGGCUUCGUCAUCAGAUGUCUAUAUAAAAAAAAUAGAGAGAGAGAGAUAGAGAGAUACAAUUUUUUUUAUAUAAUUUUUUUUUUAUCUCUGAUUUGCCUGCACUAGUUCUGCAUUAAUUCUACAGUUUCAAGCAAGAAGGACAAGAGGUCUCUCUCUCACUCUUGACUUUUUUUUCCCAACGACUUCUCAUUUUACAGACUUCAAAAAAAAAAAAAAAAAAGAUUUUACCCUCCCCUGGUCACAGAAUGUAAGAUGCUUGUUGUCAUUUUCCACCAGAAGGAAUAAAGCCAGGAGCUGAGGAACAAGAAGGAGAAUAUUUGGUGCUGUUGUUGCUGAUACUUUGGAUCCUUCAAUUAUUUUUCAAUAUUUAUUUAUUUUUUAUUUAUUUAUUUAAUUAUUUAUUUUGUCCCCACUUCUUCCUGCUGUUUCCCUCAUGACACAUGGAGGUCUUGUACGACUAUUUUCCUCUUGACAAAAAAAAAAAUUGAAAACAAAUAAAAUAAAAUAAAAUUGAAAAAAAAAAAAGGAAAAGGAAAAGAAGAAAAGAGAAGAAGAAGGAAAAAAAAAUAAAAAGAGGCAGAGUGGAAGUGUCUGAUCUCCUGCAACCUCCUGGCUCAGACUAUCCAACAGGACUGGUUCUUUCCUUGGAUGGCUGGCUGGGUUUUACCCUGGAUUUGGCCCCUGGACACUUACAAACACUGAUCAGCUUUUUUCUUUUUUUUUUAUAUUUCUAGAUUUUUAUUUAUUUUUUCCCUCCCUCCUUUCCUCGGCCAGCUGCUCUCUCUCUCUCUGUUCAGCCCUAGUGCAGCAGGGAUCUCAGCCGCAGCACAGCCGAGGAAACCCUCAGCAGAGCAGCGGCAGCCCCCCGGAUCCCACCGCUGCAGCCCUCCAACCAGAGCCUGCUGCCCUCCCCACCCCCCACUCCCCCUGGCCUCCUUAUGUCUGCUCCUCCGUGCCCUGGGCAAAUUGGGGCAGCCAGCCCUGCCACCUCCCCAGCCUGAUCUGACGCUGCACCCUCCUCCAGCCACAGCCUGCAACCCGGAGACCAAUAAACACAGGCAAGGGGAGACAACACAAGGGGAGGGGGGCAAGCAGCAGCAAUUAAAUAAAUACACUCCCAGCCACUUCAGCAUCUUUUUAUAUAUACAAAUUAUACAUCGGUUGGCACUGAGAAUUAUUUUAUUUUUUUUAUCCAUAUUUUUUUUUUUAUUCUACAUAAUAUUUUUUUUAUUAUUUUUUUAUUAUUUUUUUUUUCUUGUAAUAAGAGGAAGGUGGGGGGUGAAAUCCCUGCAAAAAGAAAAAUCUAAGGAAACGGCUCCCAUCAACGGCAACCACGGCAGAGACAGCCAGCUUCUUCUUCUCCUCCUCCAAAAUCAGACCCCCCCCGACCCCGGCCAUCACCUCCCUCCCCAGCUCUUUCUGGGCCCGAGAUAUGGCAAUGGUAGUUAGCAGCUGGAGAGAUCCGCAGGAAGACGUGGCCGGGGGCCCCAAUAACCCGGGGGCGGCUCAGCCGGCCAGGGAGCCCACCCAAGCCCCCUCCGCGGCCCCCCACACGCCGCAGACCCCCAGCCAGCCGGGCCCCCCAUCCACGCCGGGCACCGCGGGGGAGAAGCAGCCUCAGGGUUCCGCGGGGCAGAGCGCGCAGCACAUAGAGUGCGUGGUGUGCGGGGACAAGUCCAGCGGGAAGCACUACGGACAAUUCACCUGCGAGGGCUGCAAAAGUUUCUUCAAGAGGAGCGUCCGCAGGAACUUAACUUACACCUGCCGGGCCAACAGGAACUGCCCCAUAGACCAGCACCACCGCAACCAGUGCCAGUACUGCCGGCUCAAGAAGUGCCUGAAAGUGGGCAUGAGGAGGGAAGGUGAAUAUUUCUUCUACCACAUUAUGUGUUGUGGUGAUUAGUGUUGGUGUUGUGUAUUGUGCCAAGUGUGUGUUUGUGGUGUGGUGCUCAGUGUGUGUUUGUACAUGUUGUGGUAUGGUAUGGUACUAUGUAUAUGUUGUGGUAUGGUGCUAGGUGUAUGUGUUGUGUUGUGGUAUGGUGCUAGGUGUGUGUCGUGGUAUGGUGCUUGGUGUGUGUUGUGUUGUGGUAUGGUAUGGUGCUAGGUGUAUAUGUUGUGGUACUAGGUGUAUAUGUUGUGUAUGGUGCUAGGUGUGUGUUGUGGUAUGGUGCUGGGUGUAUGUGUUGUGUCGUGGUAUGGUAUGGUGCUGGGUGUAUAUGUUGUGGUACUAGGUGUAUAUGUUGUGUAUGGUGCUAGGUGUGUGUCGUGGUAUGGUGCUAGGUGUGUGUCGUGGUAUGGUGCUUGGUGUGUGUUGUGUUGUGGUAUGGUAUGGUGCUAGGUGUAUAUGUUGUGUAUGGUGCUAGGUGUAUGUGUUGUGUCGUGGUAUGGUAUGGUGCUGGGUGUAUAUGUUGUGGUACUAGGUGUAUAUGUUGUGGUAUGGUGCUAGGUGUGUAUUCUGUGUGUUGUGUUUUGCUUUGGAUAAUGCAUGCUGUAUAUAUUGUAUUUGUGUUUGGUGCAAAGUGUUUGUGUGGUAUAGUUUUUUGUUGUAUGGUGCUAUGUGUAUUGUAGUAUGGUGUGUUUAUGUUGUGUUAUUGUGUAAUACUAGUUAUAUAUGUUGUGUUGUGGUACUAGGUGUGUGUUGUGAUAUGGUGCCCCGUGUAUAUGUUGUGUUGUGGUUUGGUACUAGGUAUGUGUUGUUGUAUGGUACUAGGUGUAUAUGUUGUGUGUUUUGUUAUGGUGCUAGGUGUGUAUUGUAUGUUGCUAGGUGUGUGUAUAUGUUGUGUGUUUUGUUAUGGUACUAGGUGUGUGUUGUGGUAUGUUCUAGGUGUAUAUGUUGUGUUGUGAUGUACUAGGUGUGUGUUGUGGUAUGUUCUAGGUGUAUAUGCUGUGUGUUGUGGUAUAGUGCUAGUUGUAUGUUAUGGUCUGGUUCUAGGUGUAUUUGCUGUGUGUUGUUAUGGUGCUAGCUGUGUGUUUUGUUAUGGUGCUAGGUGUAUAUGCUGUGUGUUGUGGUAUGGUUCUAGGUGUAUAUGUUGUGUGUUUUGUUAUGGUGCUAGGUGUGUGUUGUGGUCUGAUUCUAGUUGUAUAUGUUGUGUUGUGAUGUACUACGGGUGUGUCUGAGUAAAUAUUAAUAUCACCUCUAGGUUUAUUUAUUUAUAUAUACAUAUUUCUGUUUCUACUUGCUUAUGUGCACCCCCUACCUCCUCCCUGUUUUGCAUUGUGGCGCUAUUAAUAUUAAUAAUAGAGACUCUCUGUGUGUGUGUUUUGUGUGUGGCUGCAUGCUGUGGGAUGUUGUCUGAUCCUCUUUAGAUGUGCUUCUUCCUCGAUCUGUUUUUUUCCUCUUUACUGUCAUUUAAACACACACUCACAUACACACACACACACACUCACACACACUCAGAGACACUCAGUCACUAACAAAACCUGUUGAUGAAACCAGUAGAUCCCUCCAGCACUUUGUUAAAUGGGGCUCUUCAAAACAGGGGCCUUUGAAAAACUUUAGAAGUGAUGCUGUGAGUUUGCUGCAACCUUGUUCGGGGGAAGGAGGGAGGGUCGGGGGGGGGACGUGGCCUUGUUAAAACACAUGUCCUCACAUACAAGGAAUAUACAGACACAGGGAAGUUUGGGAUGAAAACCCUUAUAGAUCACUUUGUUUCUGAUUACCCCUACAUUCUCCUGCUGUUUAUUCUGGUUUUUAAAAUAUGUCCACCCUCUCUUUAAGGCAAGCACUAUGUGGGGGGGAAAAUACAACUUAAUUAACGAACCAUUGAAUAUUAACAGAAUCUAUAUAUUGUCUCCAAUUGGCUUUGUACCCACUCACUCCUAGUAUCCAGUUGGAGAUUAAAGUUACAGUGUAGCAAUUUUUUUUUUAUCUGACACUAUUUACUGAUGGAUAAAAUGGGCUGGAAAUUCUUUUAGACCUUAACUAAGCAAUCGAUCAGCCGAAUAUAUAAACACAACUACAUACAUGUAUCAGUGAAUUCACUUGCUAAGUUAAACCUUAAAAUAUAUCAUCAUGAAUAUAUUGUGCACUAAAAUAUCUCCAAGCUAAUUUAAUAAGAGUGUUAGGGACCAGAAUUAAAAGUUCCAAAAAAAAAAAACACAAAUCUCAAGCAGAGCCUUUCUGUUAAUUUUAUAUUAUUUUAUUUUUCUUUGUAGAUAUUUGAUGUGUGCUGUGUUUAAAAGAAGCCUCAUCGCCAAAACCCCAUACAUAAAUUAAAAUAACUGAUAAUUAUUGGAAUCCAGCUAUAGGUAAAUAAGAGGUGAGGCUUGCCGACAGAGUGCAUUGUAUGAUUUAAUUUAAAAAAAAUAAUAAUAAUUAUUAUUAUAAUAUUAUUUUUUUUUAAUGCAUUAUUAACAUAGGAAAAUUCAACUUUAUCUUAAAGUUAUUUUUGUUUGCAAGGCAGAUACAGUAUUAGGCACAUGCAAAAGCACACAUUAAAAAAAAAAAACACUUUGGUCAGCUAUACUAUAACCAACCAUAAAUAAGUAUGCUUACGUUUCGCAUUCAUGGAGAUAAUGAAUACAGUGUUUGGCAUCGCUGAUACAUUAUUCUUCAGACUCAAAGCAUGCUUACACAAGCAAGCGAGAAGCCUAAGCCUUAAAUAUAAAUUGCUGGGCACUUUUUUUCUCAGAAUGUUUAACUAUUGUAAGUUUCCCUUUCAUAUUUUUCUAAAUUAUUUCAAAUUUUAAAAUAUAUAUAUUAUAUAUAUAUAUUUUUCAUAGUGUUUGUUUGUGUAUGUGUGUGUGUGUGUGUCUGUUUUUGCUUGGUUGAAUUAAUCUAGAAAACAAAGUUGCAUUACAGAAGCUACUACAGAGAAAAUAUAUCCAUGAUGAUAUACAUCUAGCUAUAGCUACAUGUAUAUUUUAUUUUAGAGGCUAUAUAUUUUUAAUCGCCUUGCAAAGUAUCAACACUGAGCAGGAAAAAAAGAUCUAACACACACAAGCAGCAUGGCACUCCCGAGUAGAAUAUAUCACGAUAUGGACGUGUUUUAAAUAUAAUUACUGUUAUUUUUAGAUAAUAUCAGUAGACUCACCCUGUACACAGUGAAUGAGAGAGAAUGUGUUUCAUUGUUGUUGUGUGUGUGUUUGGCAUCUGUCACGUUCCUUCCUAUAAAUUGUUUCUAUUUAUUGUACUUUUUUAUUUGUGCAUGUGUAUAUGUGUGGGUGUCUGGUAAUAUAUUUAUCUAUGUCUCUCUAUAAAUAUAUAAUAUAUAAUAUGUGUGUGUGUUUAAUAGGUGUUCUAUGUAAUAUAUAUAUAAAUAUAAGUGGAUGUGUUUUUGUAUCUAUACGCACAUGUAUAUACAGUAUAGACUUCCUUAAUGUUAUUACAUACCUACUGCUCAUACAGUGAUAGUAUGUAUAAUGAUAUAUGUAUAUAGACAUCCUUAUGUUUAUUAUAUACCUAUAGUGAUACAGAAUAUAAGUGUAUGUAUAAUUAUAUAUGUAUAUUUAUAUUAUGUAGAAUGUUGUGUGUGUAAUAAUAUAUGUACCCACAUGCACACACAGAUAAGCACACAUAAUCAAAAACACACAGAGACAUGAACACACAUAAUCAGACACAAAUAAUCACACACACACACGUUAAUAAAACCAUGAAUUUUAUAGAAUUGUGCCAGGCGGAUGCCAUUGUUGCCCAGUCUGUGUGUCAGUGUCAGUGGUGUGUUUUUGCUGCCCUGGUUGCACAUUUCCUCUCCUUUCUCUUUGUUUUUGUCAGCGGUUCAGCGAGGACGAAUGCCUCCAACCCAACCGAACCCAGGCCAGUACGCCCUGACCAACGGGGACCCCCUGAACGGCCACUGCUACCUGUCCGGCUACAUCUCCCUGCUGCUACGGGCCGAACCGUAUCCCACCUCCCGCUAUGGCAGCCAGUGCAUGCAGCCCAACAACAUCAUGGGCAUCGAGAAUAUCUGCGAGCUGGCCGCCCGCCUGCUGUUCAGCGCGGUGGAGUGGGCCCGGAACAUCCCCUUCUUCCCGGACCUGCAGAUCACCGACCAGGUGGCCCUUCUUCGGCUCACCUGGAGCGAGCUCUUUGUGCUGAACGCGGCCCAGUGCUCCAUGCCCCUCCACGUGGCCCCCCUGCUGGCCGCCGCCGGACUCCACGCGUCCCCCAUGUCGGCAGACCGGGUGGUGGCCUUCAUGGACCACAUCCGCAUCUUCCAGGAGCAGGUGGAGAAACUCAAGGCCCUGCACGUGGACUCGGCGGAGUACAGCUGCCUCAAAGCCAUCGUCCUCUUCACCUCAGGUGAGUGAGUGGUUGGGGCGAGGUUGGCUUGAGUCCUGGGACCGCCAAGGACCUCCUGGACUUGGGUGACUCACUGUAGUAGGAAGCAUCCUGAGAUUUGUGUGGGUGAGGGUGGCUUGGCUCCAGUGACCUCCUGCACUUGGGUGACUUCAUGUAGUAGGAAGCUUCCUGAGAUUUGAGUGGGUGAGGGUGGCUUGGCUCCAGCGACCUCCAAUAACCACCCUGCACUAGGAAGGCUCCUGAGAUGUUUCCUCAACUCUGGGUCUUUUAAAUGCAAGGUUGUGGGGGUCCUCAGCCAAGCUUGGAGCUGGGUUACUAAAUACUAUAGGGUGAUGGGAGGCUGCACAGAGUGAGUGCUGUCACCCCAAAAUUAGAGCCAGUCUGACCCCCAUGUCCAGAAUUGCAACCAGCGCCUGCUGGUGAUAUUUAAUGAGGAUACAUUUAGUUUAUCUAAAAAAAAAAAAAUACAUCCAUACACCGACCGAUUUCCUAUCUCAAAGCACUUGUUUUAUUUUUAUUUGACUUUAUUAUUAUUUUUAUUAUUAUUAUUAUUAUUUUAUUAUUAUUAUUAUUAUUAUUUAGCAAGGCAGAGUGAUAGUAAAAAUUCAGGGUAUUCCAGUAAAUAUGAAAGCAGUAAAAUAGCCCCAUCGAAACUGCCAGCAAUAAAUCAUUUUGCUAUGGAAACCACACUCCUAUUAAAUAUUUAACAGAUUGUCUAUGAAGGGGGGGAAAAAACUGCAAAUUGAGUGCAGGCGAUGCUUAGAUGCAGACGUGGUGAGAUUAUUUUUUUGUGAUAGAUUUUAAAUGCAAUCUCAGAGGUAAUCAGUGAGGGCUUCCCCCUUAAACUGUGUCCAUUACAAGGAGAAGAUAUAGUUAAUGAGCUAUGAAUACAGAGAGCCCAGAUUGCUAGGAUAUUUAUUGUAAACAAAGCAAUGGAAACCCACAUCCCCAUCACACAUGUAUUUAACAUCAGCCAGCUCCUUUAAUUAUUGCUUGCAUGGAAUCCAUUUUUCUUCGAAAUCGAUUAAAUGAUCUUAGUGAAUCCCACUUGUGAAUAGCUGGGAAAUGUUGUGGCUUUAUUUUAGACAAAGAUUGUCAGAGUGAGAGCCUGGGGCCCAGGCAUCCUGGCUGUUCUUUCAAAGUGUAUACAUUGUGUCAGAUAGCUCCUCAAUGUGCAUUGUAUUGCCAUUGAGAAAAUGCACUAUUAUUAAUAUCGAUUUGAACGCCUGAUCAUUUCUUUAGACCCCAGAAAAUGUGAUUGCUAUGCAGGGUGGUUCAGAUCUGGUAGCCAGGAUUGUGACUGUACCCCCUAGUACACUCUGUGUAAAUACAGCCAAGCCUGGGAUGCAGCCUGGAAGAGCCAUGAAUGGGAGUCUAGAUAGAUAGAUGGAUGGAGGUCAGAUCACAGGAUUACAGAGACCCAGCUAUAGAGAAAUGUCUGUUUAAAUAGCAGCAUGCACAAUUAAAUUCAUCAGACAGUGUUAGCUGUGAGAGAGAUUCACACAGAUACAGCCCCAUUGUUUGCACGUGGACAUGAUAAAUGUGUGUCAUUCCUGCUAUUUAAAUGGAUCAUAUGUUAAAAUUUUAUUUGUGUGUGUCCAUGUGUGUGUGUGUAUUUAUGUAUGUAAUGCAUUAUAAUGUGUGUGCAUUUUCCGAAAAACGUGUUAGUGUAGGUAUAAACAUGUAUGCAUAAUGUGUGUGUGUGUGUGUGUGUGUGUUUGCGUUUGUGUGUGUGUGUGUGUGUGUCUCAGAGAGCUGUUGCAGCAAUCUAUUGUUUAAGUUGAGCAUAUACUCACAAUAUCUAUUUAACUGCUUACUGUUUCUCUGUGUAAGGACUGGCCAUAUACUUCUCUAGAGUGAUGUCCUUGAUUUGAAAAUAAGAACAUCUGCAUUUAAAACAAAAUCAGUGUAACAUAUUAUGAAUUAAUAUGGUGCCUAUAAAAGUAUUAAAUACUUUAAUCCUUUGAAUAAUUGAACAUGGAAAUAGGACUGUCAGAAUGAAUUAGACUUGUUUCACCCCAGCAUAGCAGCUACACCCCCAACACACACACACACACACAUACAUAUACACACACACAUACAAAAAACUUUUAUAUAAUGUUUGUUUGUUUUAUAGAGAAACUUUCUUUGAUAGCCUGUUAGAGAAAAUCUAAUUGAAAGUUUUUGGGUUUUUUACUUUCCUUUCAAUUCUUAUACAAACUCAAGUGAUGAUAACACACUUUCCAGGCAUAAUUUAGAAAAUGAGUUUCGUGGGGCUAAGUAUUUAAGGCUGGCUUGUGGUUUUCCCAUUUAGCCCUCGGAAAAUAUGUGUAACCUAUUGUAUUUCUGGAUGCCUUCCAAAGGUUAGGUCACGACCCACGUUCCCCUUAAAACAAGAAUAAUUUAUCCAUUUCAUCUAAACAUUAACCGAUUCUGCUACUAAACUUUACAAUCCGCCUGUUUACUGGAAACUCCUGGUGGGGGGAAACAGUAAACAAAUGCAGUCUGAGAGUAGAAUGUAACAUUGCCUGUUUGUGAUAACCAAUAUUAAUAAUAAUAAUAAAUUGCUAAUUCUUUAUAUCAAUUCUGCAUAGCACGCUUAGUAUUCCAAAGCAGAUUGUGCUGGCAAGUUCAAUUAAGACAUCAUAAAAACUUCAUUAAAUAAAUCAACAGACCUCCAAAUCAAAUGAUUGUUUUGUAAAAUAAAAAAAAUAAAAAAUAAAAAAAAUCAUAAUAAAAAAAUAAUAUGUAUGUUGGAUUUAAGGAUGAUAUACACAUUUCCCAUCGACUGACAUAUUAAUCCACACUAAAUGCAAUGCAGGGGUUUCUGAUGCAUGUGAGCACCCAUUCAUAUGUAUAAGGGGGCGUUAUCUCUAUGCACUAUUAACUGCGUGGAUGUAACGAUGAAUUUGGUUUGCAACACAAUUCCCAAUUCUGUUAUUGGCUUUUCCAAGCCCAGAGAAGAGGCGCAGAAUGAAUUAAUAUUCUAAUAUCCUUAUCCCCCAGGAAGCACACAUUCCAUUUUUUGAGGGGAGGGGGGAGGUGGGAUGGGGGGGUUAUAUAUAACAAUUGAGAUCAAAGCACAGAUUAAUGUAUAGCUCGUGUUAUGUACGUGUAUGUGUGUGUUCGUGUGUGGCAGUAUCUGUAGAACUAAACGUUACACUCACAAUUGCUACGUUGAGAGAGGACGUUUAAAGUCGACAGUUAACUUGUAACAUUUUUAUUGGAGUUCUAAAGCAGACUCUCUCUCUCUAUAUAUAUAUAGAGAGAGAGAUAUUAAUAUUAGCACUGUUACAGUAACACUGUAUGUGCCAAUCCUUCUAUAAACAGUGUUAGAUUGCUGAUUCCCUAGCAUUAUAUUGAUGCAAUUGGUGCAGAUAAUGAUAAGGCAUAUGGGAUAUGAUAGAUUUGCUUGUGUGAAUGGUGUACACACAGUGCUUGGAGGCCUUGCACAUUGUACCUUCAGAGUUAUUAGCCAACUAUCAACAUAUACCCUGUACAACACUGCUGACAUUAUUAGAUAUAUCUAAAGGCUGAUUAAAGGUUCACAAGCAUCAUCUCUUUAUUUCAAUUUGUUGCUCCCGGCAAAAAAAAAGAAAGAUAUUUAGUGAUUGAUCUACCAAAAUACAUUUAAUUACUUCAAAUCGUUUCAUCGUCUGGUUUAUUAACGUCCGAAUGAAAUCACUUCGUUUUGAUCAUAUUCGUUUAAUUUUCUUUUAUUUUUAAGUCUCCAAAUUUAGAAAUGAACAGUUAUCCGGAUUAAUGCUGUAGCUUUAUUAAUUUUAACCUGAUCUGAGGUUUGCUCGACUGUCAUUUCAAUAUAAUAUAUAUAUAUAUAUUUUAUUAUUUAGUCUUUUUUUCACCCGAGCAAAUUAAAUUGGUUAAGAUUUCCCAGGUUCGAUAAGAAUUUUACAGUUCGAUUUGUGAUAGGAGUUUUAUAUGAUAAAUAUGAAUUAACCCCGAGAGAUAAAGCCAUCACUCUCCCUGCUGCUCUCACGGUUAAGGGGUUAAAGAUCCCAGUUAAUAAGUAGUGAUAUUAUAUAGCUUUCUUUGGUCAUAUCUUGGUGUCUGGGUGUCAGUGUGUGCAGAGCUGUAACAGUGUAACAAUGUAUGGUUGGGUAUGGCUGCAAGCCUUUUUUAAUUCAUAUUGAUGUUUUCUGAAAUUGUGUCUGUAGGUGUGUGGAUGGGUUCUGUACGUUGUUUGUAUAGGUGUGUGGAUGGUUUCUGUACAUUGUGGGUAAAGGUGUCUGGAUGGGGUCUGUACAUUGUAGGUAUAGGUGUGUGGAUGGUUUAUGAGGUCUGCACUGUGUGUAUAGGUGUGUAGAUGGGUUCUGUACGUUGUGGGUAUAGGUGUGUGGAUGUCUGAGUUAAUUGGCUCUAUAUGUACCUAUAUAUCGUGUUAGUGUAAGUAAUUAUGUUUGUGGAUGGGUACUGUACAUUGUGGGUAAAGGUGUGUGGAUUGGUUAUGGGGUCUGUACAUUGUGGGUAUAGGUGUGUGGAUGGGGUCUGUACAUUGUGGGUAUAUGUGUAUGGAUGGGGUCUGUACAUGCCUGAGUUAAUUGGCUCUAUAUGUACCUAUAAAUCCUGUUAGUAUAAGUAUGUAUGUGUGGGUCUGUGUGCAAGAAUUAUAUUACUAUUAAUAAUAAGAGAAUACAAGAGUGCAAUUUCAAAUAUAAUAAUGAGAUAGACAGAUAGAUAGAUAGAUAGAUAGAUAGAUAGAUAGAUAGAUAGAUAGAUAUAGACAGAUAGAUAGAUAGAUAGAUAGAUAGAUAGAUAGACAGAUAGAUAGAUAGAUAGAUAGAUAGAUAAAUAGACAGAUAGAUAAAUACAGAUAGAUAGACAGAUAGAUAGAUAGAUAGAGAGAUAUAGACAGACAGAUAGAUAGAGACAGAUAGAUAUAUAUAUAUAGACAGAUAGAUAUAGAUAGAUAUAGAUACAAUUUUAUUGUGAGGCUGGGUUCUAUAGGAUAGGAUAGUAUGGAUGGGCUGUUUAGAUAUGUUGGUAUGUAGUUAUAUAGGUGUGUAAAGGCCUGGUUGUGGUGUAGUUCUGUAGCUGUAUAGGUCUCAUUGUAUAGUUAGGUUAUGUGUUUGUGUGUGUGUUUCCAUUGUAGCCUUUUGUUCUAUUGAUAUAUAUGUGUCUAGUGUACAAUCUGGUAAUAUAGCUGUUUGUGGAUUUCACCGAAUGGUCUAAUUUUAUAAGAGUGUGUGGUUCUUACUGCACAAUAUUUACAUGUGAAUGUGUGUGUGUGUGUGUGUGUGUGUGUGUGUGUGUGGGUGUGUGUGUAUAUAUAUAUAUAUAUAUAUAUAUAUAUAUAUUGAGUGUAUGGCACGAUUCUAUAGGUAUAUAUAGUGCUCAGUGUAUGAUUUCCUUCUAAUAAGUAAAGUGGAGAGAAAGAGAGAGAGAGUGUGUGUGCAUGUGUGUGUAUUUACACUAUAAGGUCUGACUCUCUGCAUAAGAAUAAAUGGGAUCAGGGUGCAAUGAUAGCACCACACCAGCUGUCUAGAUUAUUUACCAGUUAAAUAUGCCGAAUGUUAUAAAACACACUUUGAUCCCAGUCCUCGAAUCUCACUGUUACAAAUAGUAAAUGGCAGAGGGCUUAUGUACUAAACAGCGAAUUGCCAUACUUUAAGAGGCUACUUACAAAAUGUCAGGAAGUACUGGCCAGUUGGUUAUAUUCAGGUAAAUUGUUACAAUUUGGAAUUGAGUUCCUAAUAGUGUCUCUUUAGUACAUUAACCCCAUAGAGUAACACCAGGCAGGCAUUGAUCACGUGUUUUCUUUAACCCAUUAAGUGCCAGACGUUUGGCACUUAAGGGGUUAAAGUACCCCAGACAAACUUCAUAGCCUCUUGAAACUGUGUGUGUUUAAUGGGUUUUUAGAAGAAGCCAGGAGUGUUGUCUGUGCAAAUUGCUGAAAUCCCCAUAUACAUUUAACACAAUAAUCCUUGUAGCAAAACAAGUCAGCUGUGGCCCCCAGGGACAGGGCCCAGGACUAGUGUGAAGCAUCCCAUCCUGUUUAUACCGGGAGUAGUGUCUGUGUACAGUCCUGCAGGUAUGCACUGGGUUUCAUUAAAUAUACAUGAUUUUAUAGUAGUCAAGUAUUUAAUUGUGCACUUGGAGACUUGCUCUGUGUGAGAGAGGUUAAGAACCGGUUUACAGCUUCAUUAUGGCUUCAAAUAUAGUUGUCUAUUCACAAAACAGCGAGUUUUAGUGACAGGAUAAUGAUAAAAAAUAAUAAUAAAAAAAGUCAAAUAACAGAGUUGGGGGUGGGGGGGAUAAAUAAAAUACCGACUUGGAUUAAUAUAAUAUUUUUCCCAAUUUGGUUUCUUUCCUCUAAAUAUUCACCUUCGCUGCAUUUCAGGGUCUGCGUUAUCUGCAGAUCUCGCUGAUUAGUAAAUAGGCCCCAGUUAUUCUAACAUUGCUGCGUCUAUCCUGUAAAGAGCGUGCUGUGGCGAAUUCACCUCCCACUAGCAGAUCGCUGGGGUAAAAUAACCAAUGUAUUAAAUAAUAAAACAUAGAUUAUUUAUUGGUGAUUUUUCGAAUUUACUAUCCAGGCAUAUUCACUAAAUUCCGAAUUGUAGCGAACUGGAUCCCUAAAGGCACAAAAUCACCGAAUUGGGAGGGGGUUGAGGUCUCACGUUUAGCUUCAACAGAGACACCUUCCCUGUCUGUUUAAUGAAUGAUGUAUUUUAUUUCUCUUCUUUAAUAUAAUAUAAAUAAAAUGUUCUUGAAAUGUAUUUUAUUUUAGAUUCUUUUUUCUCAGUCUGGUUUUAUGUCUAUAUCCCACUAAUUCGAUGCCCUCUCUAUUUCUCUCCAUGGUCACCUAUAGAUGCCUGUGGCCUCUCAGAUGCUGCUCAUAUUGAAAGUCUACAGGAAAAGUCUCAAUGCGCCUUAGAGGAGUAUGUAAGGAGCCAGUAUCCCAACCAGCCUAGCAGGUUCGGCAAAUUACUCCUCAGGCUGCCCUCACUUCGUACUGUAUCUUCCUCAGUCAUCGAACAGCUCUUCUUUGUCCGUUUGGUAGGUAAAACCCCAAUAGAGACUCUCAUCAGAGACAUGUUAUUAUCUGGGAGUAGCUUCAACUGGCCUUAUAUGUCUAUCCAAUGUUCAUAGAGAACCUUCAAAGUGGACCUCAGACCAUGUGUGGUGGGGAGAUAGACUUAUCUAAAGACUUCCUAGGAUAUGGCUAUACCAAUAAAGAACUCCAUGUGUUUGGAAAAUUGAGCAGAAAUGGACCAAGGGAUUCUAAUAUUAAAUAAAACAAGAAUAUGGACCUUCCUUGGAUGUUCUGUGAACUGGGCUGGAUUAAUUUUGUACAGAGAUAAAAACAAAAAAAAUGGACUGACGAUAAAUCCCUUGUAGGAACAGCGCAAUCCCAUCCAAUGGAAACUGAUGUUAAUUUUGUAACAUAUUAGUCUUUAUUUUCAUUUUUUUUGUUGUUCUGUUUUUGUUUGUUUUUUUCUUUUUGUUAAAUUGGAUACAUUGUAUGCGCCUACAGACAGCAAGAAAUUCGAAUUAGGAAGAAAACAGUCUCCAAAUCAUUAUAUAAAAACAAAAACGAAAAAAAAAAAAGCAAUUGUCCUGUGUCUAUGUAUCUAUAUCUGUUUUGUAUUUUUUCUGGUUCCAAACCAGCAAUUCCUGUUUAUUCUCUACUAAUCAUUUUUGAUAUAACCCUUUGCUUAAUAAGUGCGAUAUAUAUGUUGUCGAAGCUAAUGUUCUCCAAGAAUUAAAAUUGAAGUGAGAAUUUAAACAAAAUAAAAAAAAAGACUUUAGCAAAAUCAAAUAUAUAUAAAUCUAUAUAAUAAACACUGUGUUUGGCUGUAAAGAUGUUAUAAAAAAAAAAAAUGGCCAGUAGUGGUCUUCUGGUAAUAUAUCACACAAUGGGGAGGUUUAUAUCUGGAUACGUUAGGCGAAUAUACAUUUUCUUGUGUGUUUGACGAGCAAUGAAACCACCGAUCAGAAGGC